AUGUACUCGAGCAUCGCGAGGAAAGUGAUCGGAGAAGGGAGGCAGAGUCCGCUCGUGAUGGGUCUGAUCUCGGUUAUUAAGUCAACAUCUUCGGCUCCUGAGUCAACGCUUCUCGGUGUUUCGCCGUCAAAGUCUUCUUCUUUGAUUCCGUGGAUGAAUAAGGUAAAGAUUGAUGAUGUGGACAGAAGAGGAACGGCAUUUUUUGAUAAUGAUGAGGAUGAGGACGAUGAGAAGGGGUUGAGUGGAGGAAGCGGAUGGGUUAGUAGGCUUUUGAGUAUGUGUUCUGAGGAUGCUAAAGCUUCUUUUACUGUGGUUGCGGUGUCUUUACUUUUCAGGUCAGCUCUUGCGGAGUCGAAGUCUAUACAUUCCGCGUCUAUGUAUCCUACGCUUGACGUCGGUCGGUGA
Molecule: messenger RNA, 405 nt
Organism: Eruca vesicaria subsp. sativa (arugula)
Lineage: Eukaryota; Viridiplantae; Streptophyta; Magnoliopsida; Brassicales; Brassicaceae
Source: the annotation of a GenBank genome assembly